AUGGGGACUCCCAAGGCCCAGCACCCACCGCCUUUCCAGCUGCUGUUCCUAAUUCUGCUGAGCUGUGUCUGGAUUGAGGGUCUGCCCCUGAAGGAGGAUGAGAUGGUGCCAGAGCCUGGAAGUGAGACUCCCACAGCAACCUCUGAGGACCUGGCUGAGCUGCUCCAUGGAGCUUUGCUGCAGAAGGGCCCAGAGAUUGGCCUCUUGCCGGGAUCUGACCCAGACCCCACACUAGCCACCCCUCCAGCCGGCCAGACUCUUGCAGCACCCUCCCUGCCACGUGCCACUGAGCCAGGGACAGGGCCUCUGACGACAGCUGGCAGCACUAAGGGGGUCAGGGGGGCAGGCCCCGCCGCGCCAGAGCUGCUGACCCCGCCCCCUGGGCCCACAGCCCCGCCCCCUCCCGGCCCCGCCUCUCCAGUCCCACCCCUCAGGCCUGAGGGAGGAGAUGAGGAAACCACCACCACCAUCAUCACCACCACAACUGUCACCACUACUGUCACUAGCCCAGUUUUGUGCAAUAACAACAUCUCUGAGGGGGAAGGGUUCGUGGAGUCUCCAGACUUGGGGAGCACUGCCAUCCGCUCUAUGGAACUCCUAGAUUGCACCUACAGCAUCCAUGUCUACCCUGGCUAUGGCAUUGAGAUUCAGGUGCAGACACUCAACCUAUCUCAGGAGGAGGAGCUCCUGGUGCUGGCCGGUGGGGGAUCUCCAGGCCUGGCCCCCAGACUCCUGGCCAAUUCCUCCAUGCUGGGAGAAGGACAGGUCCUUCGAAGCCCAACAAACCGGCUGCUCCUGCAUUUCCAGAGUCCUCGAGUCCCAAGGGGCAAUGGCUUCAGGAUUCACUAUCAGGCAUACCUUCUGAGCUGUGGCUUUCCACCCCGGCCAGCCCAUGGGGAUGUGAGUGUGACGGACCUGCAUCCCGGGGGCACUGCCACCUUCCACUGUGACUCAGGAUACCAGCUGCAGGGUGAGGAGACGCUCAUCUGCCUCAAUGGUACCCGGCCAGCCUGGACUGGUGAACCCCCUAGCUGCAUAGCAUCUUGUGGGGGCACCAUCCACAAUGCCACACUGGGUCGCAUCGUAUCCCCUGAGCCUGGGGGAGCUGCAGGGCCCAACCUUACCUGUCGCUGGGUCAUCGAAGCUGCCGAGGGACGCCGGCUACACCUGCACUUUGAAAGAGUAUCACUGGAUGAGGACAAUGACCGGCUGAUGGUGCGCUCGGGGGGAAGUCCCCUGUCCCCUGUGAUUUAUGACUCUGACAUGGAUGAUGUCCCGGAGCGUGGUCUCAUCAGUGAUGCCCAAUCCCUCUACGUAGAACUGCUUUCAGAGACACCAGCCAAUCCUCUGCUGCUCAGCCUCCGAUUUGAAGCCUUUGAGGAGGAUCGCUGCUUCGCGCCUUUCCUGGCACAUGGCAACGUGACUACUACAGACCCUGAGUACCGCCCAGGGGCACUGGCCACCUUCUCAUGCCUCCCAGGAUAUGCUCUGGAGCCACCAGGGCCCCCCAAUGCCAUCGAAUGUGUGGAUCCCACAGAACCACACUGGAAUGACACAGAGCCAGCCUGUAAGGCCAUGUGUGGAGGAGAGCUGUCUGAGCCAGCUGGUGUGGUCCUCUCUCCCGACUGGCCCCAGAGCUAUAGCCCUGGCCAGGACUGCGUGUGGGGCCUGCACGUACAGGAAGAGAAGCGCAUCUUGCUCCAAGUUGAAAUCUUGAAUGUUCGUGAAGGGGAUAUGCUGACACUAUUCGAUGGGGACGGUCCCAGCGCUCGAGUCCUGGCCCAGCUGCGGGGACCUCAGCCGCGCCGCCGUCUCCUCUCCUCCGGACCCGACCUCACUCUACAGUUUCAGGCACCUCCCGGGCCCCCAAAUCCGGGUCUAGGCCAGGGCUUCGUAUUACAUUUCAAAGAGGUCCCGAGGAAUGAUACAUGCCCAGAGCUGCCGCCUCCUGAGUGGGGCUGGAGGACGGCAUCCCACGGGGACCUUAUCCGGGGCACAGUGCUCACUUACCAGUGUGAGCCUGGCUACGAACUGCUGGGAUCAGACAUCCUCACUUGCCAAUGGGACCUGUCCUGGAGCGCGGCUCCACCUGCUUGCCAAAAGAUCAUGACUUGUGCUGACCCUGGUGAGAUCACCAAUGGCCACCGGACUGCCUCGGAUGCCGGUUUUCCUGUCGGCUCCCAUGUCCAGUAUCGCUGUCUGCCAGGGUAUAGCCUGGAGGGAGCCGCUGUGCUCACCUGCUACAGCCGGGACACUGGCACACCCAAGUGGAGCGAUCGAGUCCCCAAAUGCGCCUUAAAGUACGAGCCGUGCCUGAACCCUGGUGUUCCCGAGAACGGUUACCAGACACUGUACAAGCAUCACUACCAAGCGGGCGAAUCUCUGCGUUUCUUCUGCUACGAGGGCUUUGAGCUCAUCGGCGAGGUCACCAUCACCUGUGUACCCGGUCACCCCUCCCAGUGGACCAGCCAGCCCCCACUCUGCAAAGUGGCCUAUGAGGAGCUCCUGGACAACCGAAAACUGGAAGUGACCCAGACUACAGACCCAUCAAGGCAGCUGGAGGGUGGGAACCUUGCUUUGGCCAUCCUGUUGCCCCUAGGCUUGGUCAUUGUCCUCGGCAGUGGAGUUUACAUAUACUACACCAAGCUGCAAGGAAAAUCUCUCUUUGGCUUCUCGGGUUCACACUCCUACAGUCCCAUCACCGUGGAGUCAGAUUUCAGCAACCCACUAUAUGAAGCUGGGGAUACACGGGAGUAUGAAGUUUCCAUCUGA
Messenger RNA from Cricetulus griseus (Chinese hamster), 2772 nucleotides. NCBI's taxonomy places the organism in Eukaryota, Metazoa, Chordata, Mammalia, Rodentia, Cricetidae. The record is from RefSeq and is a predicted model, not a curated record.